Messenger RNA from Hyla sarda, 10338 nucleotides. RefSeq names its product acetyl-CoA carboxylase beta (gene ACACB). The record is from RefSeq and is a predicted model, not a curated record. The transcript has 54 exons. The coding region runs from base 146 to 7384 and encodes 2412 amino acids. Lineage: Eukaryota; Metazoa; Chordata; Amphibia; Anura; Hylidae. Gene Ontology annotation, molecular function: ATP binding; acetyl-CoA carboxylase activity; metal ion binding. Gene Ontology annotation, biological process: fatty acid biosynthetic process.
UCACUGCCCUGAUACAUGUAGGAAUCAUUGCUGGCGACUCUCAGCAAGUCAGUGGUAGGCUUGUUUUCUGCUCUGCCUCAACAGCAAGGCUGCAGUCUGACUGUGGAGCAGAAGACUCCUCAAGCAGUCACCACCAGGUUGCUGAAUGGUGCCAUUGAUUUCAACUUUAUUAUUGGCUGGGUUAUGGCUUAUCUGCAAAACAUGGGGAUUCUGGUGUAAGAAAUACAGAGUAUGUUUUGAUGAAACAGUCAUGGAUGGAGAUAAAUCAUAUACAGAGACUUUACAGCAGGAUGAAGCAUCUGGCCCAUCAGUACAAGGAGAUCAUUCCAAUAUACAAAUAAAUCAGGCACCGAAUGCCGGGCCGGCUUUACCGCCUGCUGUUUCAUCUCCUUCUGCAAAACCAGAACAGAAACAGUUGAAAUUUGGCCCCUCGAAAGGAAGUGUUUCUGUACCAAGGAACCCAAACGUGAAGAAGCCACCUCUCUCAAGGUUUAUCCUGGGUUCUUCUGAGGACAACUCCUCCGAUGAUGAGUGUGCGGUUGGUUCUUUUAAGAGCCCAAGAAAAAGCAGUCUCACCAGUAGUGGAUCACAGACUCCAUCCCUAUCAUCACUACCGGAGAUGGGGCCAUUGACCACUACAAUAAGAUCCAGCAUGUCUGGAUUACACCUUGUGAAGAAAGGCAGAGAGCACAAGAAACUUGAUCUCCAUCGAGACUUCACUGUGGCUUCCCCAGCUGAAUUUGUGACACGGUUUGGGGGUAACCGCAUUAUUGACAAGGUCCUAAUAGCCAAUAAUGGCAUUGCUGCUGUCAAAUGUAUGCGUUCUAUUCGGCGAUGGUCUUAUGAAAUGUUCCGCAAUGAGAGAGCAAUACGCUUUGUGGUUAUGGUUACCCCUGAAGAUCUUAAAGCAAAUGCAGAAUACAUCAAGAUGGCAGAUCACUAUGUUCCAGUCCCUGGAGGAUCCAAUAAUAACAACUAUGCCAAUGUUGAGCUAAUUGUUGACAUUGCCAAAAGAAUUCCAGUUCAGGCUGUGUGGGCUGGAUGGGGUCAUGCCUCAGAAAAUCCCAAGCUUCCAGAACUUCUGCAGAAGCAGAACAUUGCGUUCAUGGGACCCCCUAGUCAAGCAAUGUGGGCACUAGGAGAUAAAGUGGCUUCAACAAUUGUUGCUCAGACUGUAGGAAUCCCCACGAUGUCUUGGAGUGGAGAUGGUCUUACAAUAGAAUAUGACUUGGCAGACAAGGAGCAUCCAAGCAUUAUUGGCGUCCCUCCUGAAGUGUAUGAACGAGGUUGUGUGAAAGAUGUGGAUGAAGGUUUAGAGUCUGCAGAAAGAAUUGGUUACCCAGUUAUGAUAAAGGCAUCUGAGGGUGGUGGAGGCAAAGGCAUCAGAAUGGCAGAGCGAGCAGAAGAUUUUCCCAAUCUUUUUAGACAGGUUCAAACAGAGGUCCCUGGAUCCCCCAUCUUUGUGAUGAAGUUAGCUCAGCAUGCCAGACACUUAGAAGUCCAAAUAUUGGCAGAUCAGUUUGGAAAUGCUGUUUCUCUCUUUGGCCGUGACUGCUCCAUACAGCGUCGGCACCAAAAAAUCAUUGAAGAAGCGCCAGCCACUGUUGCUGCUCCAUCUGUUUUUGAAUAUAUGGAACAGUGUGCGGUUCGCCUGGCGAAGAUGGUCGGCUAUGUUAGUGCAGGUACUGUGGAAUAUCUUUACAGUGAAGACGGAAGCUUCCACUUUCUGGAACUGAACCCUAGACUGCAGGUGGAACAUCCCUGCACUGAAAUGAUUUGUGAUGUCAACCUUCCAGCUGCCCAGUUGCAGAUUUCCAUGGGAGUCCCCUUGUACAGGAUAAAAGACAUAAGAGUGCUGUAUGGAGAGUCUCCAUGGGGAGAUUUCCCUAUAUGUUUUGAGAACCCCACCAAUGCACCAAAUCCAAGAGGUCAUGUCAUUGCUGCCAGAAUAACCAGUGAGAACCCUGAUGAGGGUUUCAAGCCCAGUUCUGGGACAGUUCAGGAACUUAACUUUCGGAGUAGCAAAAAUGUGUGGGGAUACUUCAGUGUGGCAGCUGCUGGUGGACUACAUGAAUUUGCUGAUUCUCAGUUUGGCCAUUGCUUCUCCUGGGGAGAAAACCGUGAAGAGGCUAUCUCGAACAUGGUUGUGGCUCUCAAAGAGCUGUCUAUACGAGGAGACUUCAGGACAACCGUAGAAUACCUCAUCAAGUUACUGGAGACCGAGAGCUUCCAAAAUAAUGAAAUUGACACUGGGUGGCUGGAUCACCUGAUUGCAGAAAAAGUCAGGGCUGAGAAACCAGAUGUGAUGCUAGGAGUGGUCUGUGGUGCUCUCAAUGUUGCAGAUGCCUUGUUUCAAACCUGUAUGAAUGAGUUCCUUCACUCAUUAGAAAGAGGUCAAGUACUUCCUGCAGCCACACUACUUAACACUGUGGAUGUGGAGCUUAUCUCCGAGGGUGUAAAAUAUACUCUAAAGAUUGCCCGACAGUCUCUCACUACCUACGUGAUCAUCAUGAAUAACUCUCACAUAGAAAUAGAUGUUCAUCGUCUAAGUGAUGGUGGUUUGCUGCUGUCUUAUGAUGGUAAUAGCUACACAACCUAUAUGAAGGAAGAGGUAGAUCGCUACCGUGUCACAAUUGGUAACAAGACCUGUGUUUUUGAAAAGGAAAACGACCCCACUGUACUGAGAUCACCCUCUACUGGCAAACUGCUACAAUAUACAGCAGAGGAUGGUUCGCAUGUUAAUGCAGGAGAUUGUUUUGCAGAGAUAGAGGUAAUGAAGAUGGUCAUGACUUUAGUAGUAAAGGAAUCUGGUCACAUUCACUAUGUGAAGCGUCCCGGAGCUGUUCUAGAAUCUGGUUGUGUUUUGGCCCGAAUUGAUUUGGAUGACCCAUCAAAAGUCGUUCAAGCAGAACUGUAUACUGGGACCCUCCCACCUCAGCAGACUCUGACCAUCAUUGGAGAGAAGCUUCACCAGGUGUUCCACAGUGUGCUUGAUAAUCUGAUCAAUGUGAUGAAUGGAUACUGUUUGCCAGAGCAAUACUUCACUACCAAAGUAAAGGAAUGGGUGUACAAGCUGAUGAAAACGCUGCGGGAUCCUUCUCUUCCUCUUCUAGAGCUGCAAGAGAUUAUGACCAGUGUAUCCACUAGGAUUCCACCCACUGUAGAAAAGGCUAUACGCAAAGUCAUGGCUCAGUAUGCCAGCAAUAUCACGUCAGUCUUGUGCCAGUUCCCUAGCCAACAGAUUGCCAAUAUCCUGGAUAGCUAUGCAGCCACUCUGCAGAGAAAAGCAGACAGAGAGGUGUUCUUUAUGAACACUCAAAGUAUUGUGCAGCUUGUGCAAAGGUACCGAAGUGGAAUCCGUGGUUAUAUGAAGUCUGUGGUGCUUGAUUUACUAAGAAGAUACUUACAAGUUGAAACACAAUUCCAACAUGCCCAUUAUGACAAAUGUGUAAUACACCUGCGGGAACAAUACAAACCAGAUAUGACUCCUGUGUUAGAAUGCAUCUUCUCACAUGCUCAGGUGGCCAAGAAGAAUAUCCUUGUUACCAUGCUAAUUGAUCAGCUUUGUGGUCGAGAUCCGACACUAACAGAUGAACUAAUGACUAUUCUUAAUGAACUGACUCAGCUGAGUAAGACUGAGCACUCAAAGGUUGCGCUGAGGGCCCGGCAGGUUCUGAUUGCCUCUCACCUCCCCUCCUAUGAACUGAGACACAAUCAAGUGGAAUCAAUUUUCCUUUCUGCCAUAGACAUGUAUGGACAUCAGUUCUGCCCAGAAAAUCUGAAGAAACUGAUUCUGUCAGAGACCUCAAUCUUUGAUGUACUGCCAAAUUUUUUCUACCAUGUUAACCAGGUGGUUUGCAUGGCUGCAUUGGAGGUGUAUGUGAGGAGGGGCUAUAUUGCCUAUGAAUUAAACAGCUUGCAACACCAUCAACUCCUGGAUGGUACAUGUGUGGUGGAAUUUCAGUUUAUGCUGCCAUCUUCUCAUCCAAACAGAGAGAUCAGCCCAACACUGAGCAGGAUGUCUCUGCCGAUCAAUGCCACACACCUAGAGUUGAACCGUCAAAGUAGUGAGCUUUUUAUGGACAAUGGUUUCUCUCCUUUGUGCCAGAGGAUGGGAGUCAUGCUGGCUUUUGACAAGUUUGAAGAUUUCACAAGGAAUUUCGAUGAGGUAAUUUCCUGCUUUGCAGACCCUCCUCCCUUGUUCACUGAAGCCCGAUCCACUUUUUAUGAUGAAGAAGACAACAAGAGCAUCCGUGAAGAACCUAUCCACAUUCUAAAUGUGGCCAUAAGGUCUGCAGAUCAAAUGGAGGACGAGGAGUUGGUGACAAUGUUUAGAACUUUCUCCCAGUCAAAGAAAAACAUCUUGGUGGACUAUGGUCUUCGGAGAAUUACCUUCUUAAUAGCCCAGCAGAGAGAGUUUCCUAAAUUCUUCACGUUUAGAGCACGAGAUGAGUUUGCUGAGGAUCGAAUUUACAGACAUUUAGAGCCUGCUCUGGCCUUCCAGCUGGAAUUGAAUAGAAUGAGGAACUUUGACCUGACUGCGGUCCCUUGUGCCAACCAUAAAAUGCACCUCUAUCUUGGAGCAGCUAAAGUAGCAGCGGGUAUAGAGGUUACUGAUUACAGAUUCUUCGUCCGUGCCAUUAUUCGUCAUUCUGACCUUGUUACAAAGGAAGCUUCUUUUGAGUACUUACAAAAUGAAGGCGAGCGUCUGCUGCUUGAGGCUAUGGAUGAACUAGAAGUUGCUUUCAAUAAUACCAGUGUCCGCACUGACUGCAAUCAUAUCUUCCUGAACUUUGUUCCCACUGUCAUCAUGGACCCUUCAAAGAUUGAGGAGUCCGUUCGCUCCAUGGUUAUGAGAUAUGGAAGUCGUUUGUGGAAGCUACGAGUUCUUCAAGCUGAAGUGAAGAUCAACAUCAGGUUAUCCCCUACAGGCAAAGCCAUCCCUAUCCGUCUCUUUCUUACCAAUGAGUCUGGCUACUAUUUGGAUAUGAGCCUUUAUAAAGAGGUGACAGAGCCCAGCACUGGACAGAUCAUGUUUAAUUCAUAUGGUGAUAAGCAUGGACUUAUGCAUGGAAUGCUGAUCAAUACUCCCUAUGUAACCAAGGACCUGUUACAAUCUAAGAGAUUCCAAGCACAGUCACUAGGGACCACAUAUGUCUAUGAUUUCCCUGAGAUGUUCAGACAGGCUUUGUUUAAACUGUGGGGACCAGGUGAACCUCAUUCCUCAGAUGUUCUCACCUAUACAGAGUUGGUUCUUGACAGCCAGGAUCAGUUGGUUCAGCUGAACAGAUUACCAGGUGGAAAUGAGGUUGGAAUGGUCGCUUUCAGGAUGAAGCUGAAGACUCCUGAAUAUCCAAAAGGUCGUGAUAUUAUUGUAAUCCUCAAUGAUAUCACUUACAAAAUUGGUUCCUUCGGCCCACAGGAAGAUAUGCUCUUUCUGCGAGCUUCAGAGCUUGCUAGGAAGGAAGGGAUUCCUCGAAUUUAUAUUGCCGCUAACAGUGGUGCCCGGAUAGGAUUGGCAGAGGAACUCAGACACAUGUUUCACGUAGCUUGGAUUGAUCCAUCUGACCCUUACAAAGGCUUCAAGUAUUUGUAUUUGACGCCACAAGACUACACACGGAUUAGCUCUCUGAACUCUGUUCACUGCGAGCAUGUGGAAGAUGAAGGUGAAUCCAGGUAUGUGCUGACUGAUAUAAUUGGAAAAGAGGAAGGAAUUGGAGUAGAAAAUCUUAGAGGAUCAGGAACAAUUGCUGGAGAGUCAUCACUUGCAUAUGAUGAAAUUGUAACUAUCAGCAUGGUCACGUGUCGUGCAAUUGGGAUAGGAGCCUAUUUGGUAAGACUAGGUCAGCGUGUUAUUCAAGUAGAGAAUUCCCAUAUUAUUCUGACUGGUGCAGGUGCCCUGAACAAGGUUCUUGGGCGUGAAGUAUAUACCUCUAAUAACCAGCUGGGAGGAGUUCAGAUCAUGUGUAAUAAUGGAGUGUCUCACACUAUGGUCCCUGAUGAUUUUGAGGGAGUGUAUACAAUUCUUCAGUGGCUCUCCUAUAUGCCAAAGGACAAGCACAGUCCAGUCCCUGUCAUCUCGCCUUCUGAUCCAACUGACCGUGAUAUUGAGUUUAUUCCAACAAAGGCUCCCUAUGAUCCCCGCUGGAUGCUUGCUGGAAGACCUCAUCCCACUGUCAAAGGGACAUGGCAGAGGGGUUUCUUUGAUCAUGGAAGUUUCAUGGAGAUCAUGCAACGCUGGGCACAAACUGUAGUAGUGGGACGGGCAAGAUUAGGAGGAAUACCAUUGGGAGUUAUUGCUGUGGAGACCCGGAGCGUAGAGAUGGCGGUACCAGCUGAUCCAGCAAACCCUGAAUCUGAAGCUAAGAUAAUCCAACAGGCUGGACAGGUAUGGUUCCCAGAUUCAGCAUUUAAAACUGCACAAGCCAUAAAAGAUUUCAACCGUGAGGGGCUGCCUAUAAUCAUCUUUGCCAACUGGAGGGGAUUCUCUGGUGGUAUGAAAGAUAUGUACGAUCAGGUACUAAAAUUUGGAGCAUACAUUGUAGACAGCCUGAGAGAAUUUAAGCAGCCUGUCUUGGUAUACAUCCCACCCUAUGCUGAGCUAAGAGGAGGAUCAUGGGUUGUCAUUGAUCCUACAAUCAACCCUCUUUAUAUGGAGCUUUAUGCAGACAAGGAUAGCAGAGGUGGUGUCUUGGAAGCAGAAGGCACAGUGGAAAUCCGCUUCAGAAGGAAAGACCUUAUUAAGACCAUGAGAAGACUAGACCCAUUGUAUACCCAGAUUGUUGAACAGCUUGGUACUCCUGAGCUGUCAGAGUUGGAGCGUAAGAGUUUAGAAAAAAAGCUAAAGGCAAGAGAGGAACAGCUUCUUCCUAUUUACCACCAGAUUGCUGUGAAGUUUGCAGAUCUACAUGAUACCCCUGGGAGAAUGCAGGAGAAAGGCGUCAUUACAGAUAUACUGGUGUGGAAGGAGGCAAGGACGUUUAUGUAUUGGAGACUGCGACGCCUCCUUCUGGAGGAAGAGGUGAAAAGAGAGAUUCUUCACGCAAAUAGUGAGCUCAGUGACAUUCACAUCCAGUCCAUGCUUCGCCGAUGGUUUAUGGAGACAGAAGGAGCUGUCAAGGCAUACUUGUGGGACAAUAACCAAGUGGUGGUGGAGUGGCUAGAGAAACAUUUGCAAGAAGAAGAUGGUGCAAGAUCUGCUAUUCGGGAGAAUAUAAAAUACCUGAAGAGAGACUAUGCCCUGAAGCAUAUCAGAGGUCUGGUCCUAGCUAACCCGGAAAUAACAAUGGACUGCAUUGUGCAUAUGACCCAGCAGAUUACAGCAGCACAGCGAGCCCAGCUGACAAGACUUCUAUCAACUAUGGAAAACACAAAUGCCAGCUGACAUGAGGUCAUGGAGACACUGACUGAUACCAAAAAACAUUGCGAUUACCAUUAGAUAUGCCUUGCCGUCCAGAUUGAUCAUGAGAACUACUACCGAACUUUGCCAAUAGGUGCCUUUUAUGAAUGUACUUAAUAAGUACUCAGUAUUUCCUAAAGAGCAACAGUUACUGACACCAUGUGCUUUAUGCUAUACAAUGUGAUUCUUGUAACUGAUCUCAACGCUUUUUAAGCUCAUAGGUUUAUGUUCUGUUAUACACCUUUAGCACAAAGCAUGUAAGCUGAAGAAAAUUGUUCACAAAAAGCUGCUGUCUUUCACAAUGCACUUUGAUCAAGUAUUUGUCAUUUUAUAUCCCAAGAUCAUUCAUUAAAUCCAUGCUGUGUAGUAGUUGUAAAUUAAAAAUACAUUUGUAUACGCACAAUUGUAAUCAUGUCAGGUUUCUAUGUUAAUGUUGUUAUAUGAACCACAAGGAUAAAGAUCAAAGUAAAGGAGGAGAGAGAACUAACAGUAUCAAUAAUGUAGCUACAUAUAUUAACACUUGCAAUCUCAGGAAUAUGCUAUCACCUUGUACAAGUCUAGUAAAAGCCUCGUUCUCCAACAGGUGGCUAUACAGUGUGUUAGUGUAAAAUCGACUUGAAGACAUUUCUGGAAGAUUUUUUUAUGUAGUUGGAUCUAGAUUUGCUUCCUAGGCACUACCGUUUUCAGCAUGCAUGUAUUUUUUUUAACACAAGCUACUAAAGGAAUCAAUGUAUGUAUGUUUAACGCAAAGAUAUGUAAUUUGGACAUAUUUGAAAGGAGAAGUCUCAUGGUGAAAAACUUAUCCCAUAUCUGCAGGAUAGGGGAUAAGUUUUAGAUCAUGGGGGUCUGAUCAAUGGAGCCCCUGUGAACGGAGCCCAUCUCUCGCCAGGAGUGGCGCAUCACGACCCCCGCACAAAGUGGGGGCUACAAUGCUCCCUCCAUAUAGCUCUAUGUAAGAGCCGUUAUCUUCGGUUCUCCUAUAGAGCUAUAUGGAGAGGGGGUGUGGCACAGCGCUCUGGGGUAGAGCCAGGGCUCCUUACAGAAGAUUGUGGGGACCCCAGCAGUCAAACCCCCCACGAUCUAAAACCUAUUCCCUAUCCUGCGGAUAGUGGAUACGUUUUUCACCACGAGUCUUCUCCUUUUAAUUAAUAUUUUUUAGAUUGGUUUGUACUUGAAUUUUUGUAUGAAAUAUUAACAAUAUUAAGCCAGGUUUACACGGCCGUUGUCCCCGUCCCGAUUUUAAACCGUCACUGCCUCUUAAACGGACCAUACUACUAACAGAUGUAAACUGAUUCAUAGGGGUGCCAUUUAGUGGCAUCCUUUUGCAUCAGUUUUUCAUCCGUUAGAAAAGCUGCCUACAGACUCCUGCAGCUGGGACUACUACUACUCCCAUCAUGGAACGGACUCAUUUCCAUGAUGGGAGUAGUAGUUCCCCCGGCUGCGGGAGUCAGUGGCGGCCAUUCAUGGCUCCUGGUGGGGUAUUUGAAAAUGAAAGAAAAACACACUAUAUACAUCAAGGGGGGGUGGGGGGGGGGGGUUAAACAUGCCGCCCACUCCCCUGUUUAAUAACUUCUGAUCGCAUCAGGUCUCAGAAGUGAUCAAUCCCUCAGCCCCUGUACUACUACCCCUAACAUGGGACAGACUGUUCCAUGAUGGGGGUAGUAGUACAAGCACUAAUGUAGCCGCCCGCAGACUCCCGCAGCCGGGGAACUACUACUCCCAUCAUGGUAACAAGUCUGUUCCAUGAUGGGAGUAGUAGUAGUAGUCCCGCAGCACUGCGGGAGUCUUCUGCUUUCACCUUCUGAUCAUGCUCAGAAGUAAUAAUGGUUCAAAAACGGGUGCUAAUAGAUGACAUUAAAGGCUCAUCCGUUUUGCCAUAGACUUCAAUGUUAAAUUUAUAAUAUCUGUUUCUAUUCUGUUAUUUUUGACGGGGGAAAAAUACUGCAUGCAACGUCUUUCAAUAACGGUGCAAACAGCUUGCAAAGGACUGUAAAAAAAAUCCCAUUGGCAUCAAUGGGAUUAAUUUACAGCCGUUUGCAAAAGGCAAGAAUGGAUUUUACCGUAACGGGGACAGACGUUAAUGUGAACGAGCCCUUACCAACAUUUUACUAAUUCUUGACACCCUUUUAUUGUAGGGUAAUAUAAUAUAAUUUACUAGUCAUCUAUAUUUUAGUGUCAAACUUGAUUUCAGAGGGCAGCCAGGAGUAUGAUCCUUUUUUACUUGCUUAGCAGGCUUUCUCCCUUUGUGAAACUAAAGUAAAAAUUGCAUACAUUAGAUUAUUAAAUAAAAACAGUCUCAAAUAUCUCAGUAUCUUAUUUUUACACAUACUGGACCAAUUUUACUUUUUUAAAGACACCCUUAAUUUAACUAUAAUAUGUCAUGGUAGUUUACUGUUUGCAUGCUGCAAUCACUAUAGAUCAUGACAUAGAGAGUUAAACUACCAGGGUCAGGCUAAAGUUGAUGCUGGCAGUUGAAGGCAGGUGUCAGCUGUAAUAUUCAGCUGACACCCACCACAUAUAAAGCGGGCUUAGCUAGUGAGCGGGCUUAGCAAGCGCCAUAACACAGUGUGUCUGUGGUCAUUAAGAUUCCUGCCAACAAUUUCAUGCUGCUCAAACCACAGGCAACCUGAGACCUGAAACUCCCUCUGUACAGUGACCUAUAAUUCACGAUUUAACGGUUCAGAGGAAUCAGUUAUAGAGCUGGCCAGAAAUAGGGAGGUCCCCAGCGGCUUCUCCCCAUGCUGCAACCACUGAAUAACCGAUCUCUUCCUAUACCCAAAUAGGAAAAAACUGAUAAAAUAGGGCUGGCAGGGAGGUAGAGGCCAUGAGGUACCAGGCUGAUAACGCUGAGUCCCAUUGCAAGUAUUUGCCUUUGGAACUCUGUCAGGUCAUUUCACGCUCCUAAAACUAAUAAACAGAUUUUUUUUAAAUCUUCCUGU